GCCGGGGCGCAGCCGGCGGCGGCAGCGGGACCGCCGCGCUCGCAGCCUCGGCCGGGGAGGCGCCGCUUUCGCACCGCUGGGGCGCUGCCGCCGGUGCCCAGGCGCGGGAGGAGUUUCCUCAUUGUUCUCCAAGACAUUCCAGCAGCUGCAGUAUCUUUUACUCCUGAUCUUUUUUUCCUGAGAAUCUCUGUGAAGACAAGUUAUGUCAACAGCUACUUUAAUUAAUUUGGUACGAAAUGGAGGGUAUCAAGUAAGAAGGAGAGCCGUGCUCACGUCCCGCCUCUUGCAAGACGAGAAGCGCCCGACAGGCGCCUGCUACAUCUCCAGCUCUGAGCGCCGUGCUUCCCGCUUCGAUCCAGAUGGGAGCGGGCGGCCGACCACAUGGGACACCUUUGGCAUCUGGGACAAUCGCAUUGAUGAGCCUAUUCUCCUCCCACCAAGCAUAAAGUAUGGGAAGCCGAUUCCUAAAGUGAGCCUGGCCAACGUGGGCUGCGCAAGCCACAUCGGGAAGCGCAAGGAGAAUGAAGACCGGUUCGAUUAUUCUCAGCUGACCGAGGAUAUCCUGUACUUUGCAGUAUAUGAUGGACAUGGUGGGGCAGCAGCAGCUGACUUCUGUGAUAAAUACAUGGAAAAAUAUAUUAAGGAAUUUCUUGCUGAGGAGGAGAACUUGGAGAAUGUUUUGAGCAAAGCUUUUAUAGAAAUAAACAAAGCCUAUGAAAGGCAUGCUAAUCUCUCUGCUGAAGCAAGUCUGCUGAACGCUGGGACCACUGCAACAGUGGCUCUGCUCCGGGAUGGCAUCGAGCUGGUGGUGGCAAGUGUGGGAGACAGUCGUGCUUUGCUGUGCCGAAAGGGAAAGGCCAUGAAACUCACCAUUGACCAUACUCCAGAAAGAAAGGAGGAGAAGGAAAGGAUUAAGAAGUGCGGUGGCUUCGUUUCCUGGAACAGUCUGGGACGACCUCAUGUGAAUGGUAGACUUGCAAUGACGCGGAGCAUAGGAGAUUUGGAUCUUAAAAACAGUGGUGUGAUAGCCCAGCCAGAAACAAAAAGGGUUCAGUUGCAUCACGCACACGACAGCUUUCUGGUCCUUACCACAGAUGGGAUUAACUUCAUAGUGAACAGCCAGGAGAUCUGCGACUUCAUAAGCCAGUGCCAUGAUCCUGCUGAAGCUGCCCACGUUGUUACUGAGCAGGCAGUGCAGUUUGGCACUGAAGAUAACUGCACGGUUAUCAUAGUGCCCUUUGGAGCUUGGGGCAAGUACAAGAACGGUGAGGUCAGCUUCUCCUUCAGCCGCAGCUUCGCUUCCAGCGGGAGGUGGGCCUGAAGACCUGCCACAGCCAUCUUUCCCUGCCAUCAUCUGGACACAGGAGAACAUAUCCAUCUGUUCAUAGGCUGACUCAGUGUCUUGUCCAUCUCUUCCGUUCCCAGUGUUUAGAAGGUGCCACUGCUCCCUUGGUGCGUAACACCCCGUUGUUGCUUACGGCUGACUGUAUUCUGCUGCCUGCCUUUAUUCCAGUCGGCACUGAGGCAGCCAUUUGGGAUUGUAGUCCCAGCAGCUCCGCACAUCACUUUGUUCACAUAGACGAGGCUCUGGGCUUUCACCUGAGGCUGGAGGGGUUGCACAGUUGUUCCAUAUCUACCUGUAUUCCCCAGGAAUAGUGACCUGGCAGCUCUGUAAGUCUGAGCCACACGCUGGCUCCCUUGUACGUUAAUACGUGGGGGAACAAACGCACAAUGUUGUUGGGUAGACAGAAGGAGGGCUUGUUGUCUUCCUCUGCUGCAGCCACCCAAAACUCCCCUGUGCUUCAGGAGAAGUGGGUGAAAAAUAAGGCAGAAGUUUCGGAAGUGUUUAGGUUCUGAUGCCGGUGGCAUUCGGUGUAGUUGUACAACUUCCUGAGACAGUGCUGGUUUGCAGGGCUUUAUGCUCUCACCAUCAUCCAUGAUCUAGCUACAAGGAGACAGACUAGGCUGGAGCCACGUGCUGUUGGACAGAUGGGAACCUUUCUCCAUUGAGUCCAAAGCCUGUACAGUCUCUGUGGACCACACAGCAGUCCCCUGCACUGUCUUCUCUUUGCUGUGUCAGUGCUUCACAGGAGCACAAAAGAGGGAAAAAGACGCACAGUUUUGAUACCCAGAGACUCUCAUCAACUUGAAUUUCUUUUCUUUUUUUUUUUAAAUAAAGAAAAGAAGCUAAUUUCAAAGAGUUUACUCUUCAAGAUUUGAUGUGUUAGACAGUUUAUUUCUUCAUAAAUACAUGAGGAUUUUCGUGCCCUCUGCUGAAGUUGUCUGAGUAAGCUGUGAUCUCCCUUGUCUCUUUAUGGUAUACAGGGAGAUGUAAAAUGUCCCAAGCAGGCUAGAGAAAGGAGAGAGCGUAACUUAAGGUAAUUUUUGUAAGUUUUGGGUAUUGUUUCUAGGAGGUGUCAGAUAUUCAGACACCACAAGAUAGUUUUAUACUUGAAGGAAGUGUUUCCACUUGUCUUGUUGUGUCCAGUGAGGCAUGGGGGGACCAGAGCUCUGAGCCAGCUCAUUUUGCUGCUGUGACAUGGACUGCGGGUGACAUGUUGGCAGCAGGUGAAGAUCUGUCCCUGCAUGUCUUGUUGUCUUGUUCAGACCACCUCCUUCCUCCUUUUCACAUCAGGUGUGCAGCUCUUGUGGCCUCUGGGUCACCCUGUUGCAAUGAAAUAUGGGCAGAGAAAAACUGGUCUUUUCUCAGGCUUGCUGCAGUAUUUCUCAUUCUACGGAUGUUUCCAACUGCACAACUGUAAAAUCAAAAGAGGCAAAAGAUACUAAGUCACCUUGCAAAAAAAAUUUCUGAGGCGCCUGCCCUGAUCUUCAUUUUCCAAUGUGAAGCACUUAUCUGCAUUACUUUUAUCCCUUUCCUUUUAGUCCAGGGUUACUUAGUCACAUAGGCAGUUAUUCCACACAUUUUUCCUUGCCUCUGGUUGAAGACCUUGCAGCACCCAGCAGAGCACCGUGUUGUACUGACAUCAUUAGGUACUCGGUGUUUGGAGUGUGCUGGUUUUGUCCCAUCACUUGGUGUGUUACAUGGUGUGUAUAAUGUAUAUAUGCAGUUUAUAAGCACAGACAGCUUGUGAGCCUGUGUGUAUAAAUCUCUGCUGUACGGUG
Messenger RNA from Neopelma chrysocephalum (saffron-crested tyrant-manakin), 3123 nucleotides. It is a transcript of the gene PPM1K, whose product is annotated as protein phosphatase, Mg2+/Mn2+ dependent 1K. The transcript has 7 exons. NCBI's taxonomy places the organism in Eukaryota, Metazoa, Chordata, Aves, Passeriformes, Pipridae. Gene Ontology annotation, molecular function: protein serine/threonine phosphatase activity; cation binding. The record is from RefSeq and is a predicted model, not a curated record. Gene Ontology annotation, biological process: protein dephosphorylation. The coding region runs from base 203 to 1321 and encodes 372 amino acids.